AAAAUGAAAUCCUUUCAUUUCUCUUUCGGCAAGUUUGCAGCUGGAGGUAAGGGGUAAUGUCUUCGCGCGAUAAGAAACCCUCCAAGUCCUCCAGCGGCACCGGCCGGAUCGGCGGCAUCAGAACUCUCUCCGAUUUGAAUCGACCGUCAGGCCAUGACUCGGAUAGCGACUCCGAUGGCCCCCAAGAGUACUACACUGGUGGUGAAAAAAGUGGAAUGUUAGUGCAAGAUCCUUCAAAACGUAAUGAUGUGGAUUCAAUAUUUGAUCAAGCCAGGCAGCUAGGAGCAACACAAGGUCCUCUGGAAAAUCUCCGCCCUUCUUCAAGCUCAACACGAUUCACUGGGAUUGGGAGAACACUAACUGGGGAGGCAGCUCCACCUACUCCCCCUCAACCACCUGAGUCAGUUGUGCACAAUAUCGUGUUUUGGAGGAAUGGUUUUACUGUAAAUGGUGGUCCCUUGAGGAGGUUGGAUGAUCCUGCAAAUGCUCCUCUUAUAGAGAGCAUUAAAAAAUCUGAGUGUCCUAAAGAACUGGAGCCUGCAGAUAGGAGGACCGUCGUCAAUCUUAGUCUCACGAGGAGGGAGGAGAACUGUCCUGAAGCAGAGUCACACAACAGUGCACCAUUUCAGGGUGUAGGAAGAACUCUGGGCAGCAGCUCCAGCCCAGCAAGCAGUGAGCCAACUGCCCUUAACGCUGCUCCAUCUCCUUCAAUGGGCUUAGUAGUCGACGAAUCAUUGCCCUCAACUACAGUUCAAAUAAGGUUGGCUGAUGGGACCCGCAUGGUUGCCCACUUCAAUAACCACCAUACUGUUGGUGACAUACGCGCCUUCAUCGACGCAUCCAGGCCAGGCGGAAGCCGGGCUGCUUAUCAGUUGCACACUGGUUUUCCACCCAAAGUCUUGAGUGACACCACCCAAACCAUAGACGAAGCUGGACUGUCCAACUCUGUGAUCAUACAGAAGUAAAUCUUCAACUCUCUGUCCAACUCUGUUUUAUAUUAUGCCUGCAUCUAUAUUUACAAAAUUAAGUGUAAAAAUUAUUCUGACAAGUUGAGUUUGGUAUGGAUGUUCUUUGUGAAUCAAGCCAUUCUUUGGGCUUGGAUAUGUGGUGGAUUGUUUUUGCUUUAUAAAUUAAAAUUAAAGGCUGGGCUUGGCUGGGCUGCUAAUGAAUAUGGUGCCGGGCGGCCUCUCGACAUUAAUAUAGUAAAAUCACAGCCCAUUA
Messenger RNA from Cuscuta campestris, 1221 nucleotides. Lineage: Eukaryota; Viridiplantae; Streptophyta; Magnoliopsida; Solanales; Convolvulaceae. The record is from the annotation of a GenBank genome assembly.